Phlebotomus papatasi is the source of this 525-nucleotide messenger RNA. It is a transcript of the gene blp, whose product is annotated as mitochondrial import inner membrane translocase subunit Tim16. Lineage: Eukaryota; Metazoa; Arthropoda; Insecta; Diptera; Psychodidae. The record is from RefSeq and is a predicted model, not a curated record. Gene Ontology annotation, biological process: protein import into mitochondrial matrix. The transcript has 2 exons. Bases 44 to 412 code for a protein of 122 amino acids. Gene Ontology annotation, cellular component: TIM23 mitochondrial import inner membrane translocase complex.
UAUGUGAGGUUAUGUGGGAUAUUGUGAUAAAAAUUUCAUAACAAUGGCCAAAUACCUCGCUCAAAUAAUAGUUUUGGGGGCUCAGACAAUAGGAAAGGCCUUUUCGAGAGCCCUGAAGCAGGAGCUGGACUUCUCGCGUCAAGCAGCAGCACGACAAGCAGCCAGUGGUGGUGGAAGGGGUGGUCAAAAUACCGAAGCUAGAAACCUCCGGACAGGAAUGACCCUGGAGGAAGCUCAGAAUAUCCUCAAUCUAGACAAAUUGGACAAGGAGCAGCUGGAAAAGAGCUAUAAGCAUCUCUUUGAGGUGAAUGAUAAAUCAAAAGGUGGCUCAUUCUACAUCCAGUCGAAAGUUUUCCGGGCCCGGGAGAGAAUAGAACAAGAGAUGGGUGAUAAAGAGGAGAAAAAGUCAUAGAGAAUCUUCAAGAGGAAUGGUGUCUAGUGUACAAAAAGAAGCCGGAAGUCAAAUAGCUGGUAAUUUAUUGUUUUUUCCGUAACAAAAAUCCAAGUAAAAUUGCAGUUGAAGUA